UCCCCAGUGGCAGCAAGCAGCCGACUCAUGGCUGCCGUAUACUCUCCGACGCUCAGUAACAUUCACCACGGCCAGCCGUCCCGGCAACUACACGUCGUGCAGACGAGCCCGCCUCGUAGAUCCCAUAUCUCGAAAGCCCAAUUCGCUGCAGAGCUCACCCAAUGUCUUGUUGAAUUCGUCGUGCAGCUGCUUCCUACUCAGGAUGAGCUGAGCAUCAAAGAGGAUGUCAGAAAGCUGCUCGAGCGACUCAUACGCACUAUUGAGCCCGACAGUCGGUUGCUAUCUUUUGGCAGCACCGCCAAUGGAUUCAGCUUGCGUAACUCUGACAUGGAUCUUUGCUGCUUGAUAGAUUCGGAGGACCGACUACCUGCGACAGAUUUGGUCAAUAUGCUGGGGGACCUCUUUGCGCGAGAGACAAAGUUCCAUAUCAAGCCGUUACCCCAUGCGCGGAUACCAAUUGUGAAGCUCUCAUUAGACCCCCAACCUGGGUUGCCAUAUGGCAUCGCCUGUGAUAUUGGCUUCGAGAACAGGCUAGCCUUGGAAAACACAAGACUUCUCAUGUGUUAUGCUAUGAUAGAUCCCAUGCGUGUGCGCACCUUGGUCUUAUUUCUGAAAGUGUGGUGUAAGCGAAGAAAGAUUAACUCGCCCUACAAGGGCACUCUGUCAUCAUACGGCUACGUCCUACUUGUCAUAUAUUUCCUUGUGCACGUCAAGAACCCUCCUGUAUUACCAAAUCUUCAGCAAAUACCUCCUCUACGACCUAUCUCUCAGGAAGAAACUCAUAUUAAUGGAUACAAUGUUUGGUUUUUCGACGAUGUCAAUCUACUUAGACAACGCUGGCAUUCGCAAAAUACAGAGAGUGUCGCCGAGCUCCUGAUCGACUUUUUCAAAUUUUACUCGCGGGAUUUCGCCUAUAAUACUGGGGUCGCUUCCAUCCGGGCUGGUCUGUUGACCAAGGAGAGCAAAGGGUGGGACAACGACCCCGACAAGGGAACAGCAAGGGAGAGGAAUCGCCUAUGUAUAGAGGAUCCCUUCGAAACCAAUUUCAACGUGGCGCGCUGUGUCACGAGAGACGGCCUGUAUACUAUCCGAGGAGAGUUUAUGCGUGCCUCACGAAUAUUGGCAGCACGCCCUGACCGUGCAUUUGUCGCGCUGGCACAGUUGUGCGAAGAGCGGAAGGAUGAAGAGCUUCUUCACGCAUCUCCGUCCCGCCCGUCCUUCACUCCGCCCAAAUUGCCUUCAGUCCCCAAGGCUGCCCAGACUCCUUACACCAUUGGCAGCAACCCCAUGAGGCCUACGGGUGCACCCGAGCCGGACCGUCUGUCGCCCCCAGAAGUACACCAGAUACCUUCUUCUGCACCGCCUCUUCCGGCGUCAUACCCCGCGGAACGGCCGGCUCAUAUGGCUCCGAAGCGUGCGAAAUGGACUAGUCCACCGCCACCUGAGGCCCCUGAAGAGGACCAGCUGGCUUUCGAGGAAAGUCUUGGUCAAGGGCUUGACCUUGCUACUGCAUUCACCACUGCAAGGGAAAUCGACCAUGAAACUGCUUCAUCGUCGAAUAAUAGCGAGAUAUUAACCGAUGACGAAGAUCCUAGAUCGGUCACCGAUUCGGAUGAUGUUGCAUCUAUACGCUCCUUCACUGAGGGCGCACGUUAUCCCCGGCAUGCCGGAAACUCAGGACAAGUCUCACCGCAAUUCCCCGCCUACGUCGCCGACCUGUCGAGUUCUGGGGGUGGGUUGCGCUACCCUGCGUCUCCGCACGACGGCAGUGCAGACCAGCGGCUUCUCUUUCGGCUUCGGGGACGUUCAUCACAAAGGCCUAUGCAGAAUGUUUCAGAGAAUGGCGACGGCAUGCGAACACGGCCCAGACAGGAAAUAGGAUUCGUUCCACCGCCGCGGAUGGACACCGGUACUCCCAGGCGCUCCAUGUCAGGACCUGCUCGCACGCUUCAGGGCAAUCGAUACUCUAUGUCUGCACUACCCACAGUUGUUACCCCGCUCUCAGUAUACCCUUCACGAGCACAAGCAGUCACUCAACAGCCAGUACGUCAACAGCGCUCAAAUAUAUUUUACGAAACAUCCUCGCCUAUUCGAGACCGCAUGGCUAGAGCCCUAGGCUCCACAUAUGCUAUGCCGGUAGCGCGAUUACCGGCGUACGGAAGACUCGACGGUCUUCCUCAAAGCGUAGAGCCUAUCUCACCCCAGUUCGAGAAUGCGUCACCCCCCUCUACUCGUCAUCUUCGACCGUCUGGAGAUCAUCAGUUAGGUCCUACUCCGCCUUUAUCAACUACCCCAUCGCAAUCCCAUGUCUCGUCUCCUCGGAUGACCCAGUCGUCACACUCUCACUCCCUGUCUCAAUCAACCAUCGUCCCAUCUACUCCGCCUUCUGCUGUUCAUCACUUACCUGCCGCUGCCCUUAGCCGCCGCAGACCGUCUGGAUCUCCCGUCAGCUCAGGAUCUGUUGAACGCUCGGAUUACUUUCCCACAGCGGCUUCACACAUCCACGACCUGUCAUCGCGGCAUCUCCGAUCGUCAUCGCCAUUCGCUUCAGUCUCGUCGAACAGCGGGUCACCAGCCAUGUCAUACACGAGCUCGCAAGCGACGCGGUCGCGACACCUGCCGUAAACUCGGCGCCCCUCCUACGGGUCGAGAGGACCGCAUCUAGCAAGGCGAACCAGAGCUCGCUGCCACCAGUUCAGGAGCAGCCGCGCAUUGCUAUCAUCGACCUCGACCCCCGCAAUAAUUUGGUAUCUGCCACGGAAUCACUCUCGCUAGAUUCGUAGCGCUCGCAAGCCGGACUUCUUGCCGUCGUCCGUGUUCGCAGCAGUAGCACACUUUGUGUCCAAUACAGUCG
Messenger RNA from Phanerochaete carnosa HHB-10118-sp, 2854 nucleotides. RefSeq lists its product as uncharacterized. Gene Ontology annotation, molecular function: nucleotidyltransferase activity. NCBI's taxonomy places the organism in Eukaryota, Fungi, Basidiomycota, Agaricomycetes, Polyporales, Phanerochaetaceae. Bases 28 to 2625 code for a protein of 865 amino acids. The transcript is spliced from 12 exons. The record is from RefSeq and is a predicted model, not a curated record. Gene Ontology annotation, biological process: RNA 3'-end processing.